This is a messenger RNA of Ostrea edulis (European flat oyster), 4424 nucleotides long. RefSeq names its product CTD nuclear envelope phosphatase 1-like. Gene Ontology annotation, molecular function: protein serine/threonine phosphatase activity. Lineage: Eukaryota; Metazoa; Mollusca; Bivalvia; Ostreida; Ostreidae. The record is from RefSeq and is a predicted model, not a curated record. The coding region runs from base 150 to 890 and encodes 246 amino acids. The transcript has 7 exons.
AAAAGUCGCAGAGAAUGCUGGGAAAUAAAUGGCGCCUAUCAUUGUGGUGAAGCGGAGUGCAGGUUGUCCUUGAAUUUGAAAUAAACGACGUCUUCAUGAGAUACUUCAGUUGCGGCUCAAUACUUAAAGCAAGAUAGAAAGCUACACCCAUGCUGAAGUUCAUUGUAAUGGGAUUACGUGGAUUUUUCUUGCUGGCAGCAAAGAUUUGGAGUUUCCUGUGCUACUGUUUCAAAAGACAGGCCAGAUCUGCUAUUCAGUAUCAGACUGUGAAGUAUGAAGUUAUACCUCUGUCACCUCUAUCCAAACAUAGGCUUAGUAUGUUAAAAAAGAAAACUUUAGUUUUAGACUUAGAUGAAACCCUAAUUCACUCACAUCAUGAUGGAGUCUUACGACAAACAGUGAAGCCCGGGACUCCACCAGAUUUUGUUCUGAAAGUCAACAUAGAUAGGCACCCUGUCCGGUUUUUCGUGCACAAAAGACCACAUGUAGACUACUUCCUGGAAGUGGUUAGUCAGUGGUAUGAACUAGUUGUGUUUACAGCAAGUAUGGAAAUAUAUGGAGCUGCAGUGGCAGACAAAUUAGACAAUAAUAGAAAUAUACUAAGAAGAAGAUAUUAUAGACAGCAUUGUCGAUUUGAAUUUGGUAGCUAUACCAAGAGUCUAGUGGAGAUCAAUGAGGAUCUUUCAAGUAUUUUUAUUUUGGAUAAUUCACCAAUAGCUUACAAGUAUUUUGAAGAUAAUGCAAUACCAAUAAAGUCGUGGUUUAGUGAUGCGACUGACACCUCGCUUCUGUGUUUACUACCAAUGCUGGAUGCACUAAGAUUCUGUAAUGAUGUGAGAUCUGUCCUUAGUCGGAACAUCCACAAAAGUUACAACAUCAUGUUGGACUGACAGAGGUCAUUUACAUAUGUCAAUGUGUGAUUGUGUAUAGACGUCACCCAGCAGCAAGUGCAUGAUAGCAGUGCAGAGUACUUAACCAGCCUGUGACAAAAUGGAGAAUGCAUGACAGAAAGUAGGCAGAAGUCUGGUGUAUGAAUGUGGACUAUCCCAGCCACUGCUUAAUUGCUGACAGAGUUUAACCUUUACAAAAGAAAACAGAUUCCUCCUUCCGAUUCUAGACCAACCAACCCCCCAAAAAAUUUGGUCACAUUCCAUUUUGUUUGGAAUACACUAUGUGGAUUGAAAUCAUGUAAUUGAUUUUUUUUCUUCUCUUUUUUUUUUUCAAAUGUGUUACUCAAAACUCUCAAGUUUGGGUUGCCUGAAGCUAGUCUUUCUUCUGUUGAAUAGAAAAAUCUGUUGUGCAUAUUGAUUAAUUUUACAUGUAAGUAAUACCAUACAGAAAGCAGUCAUUGAAACAUUUGUAAUAUGCCUGUUGUUUACAUACAAUGAUAGUUCUUUUUCAUUUUCCCAUGAAAUGUGUGAAUGUAAGGUCUGUCUGUCUCUGAUUCGGGUCAUUGUAAAAGGUAUUUGGUGCAAUGAUUUUGUGAUGUGUUUGUACCAUGGAGAAAUAUUAUGUUUAAUGGCAGCUGCAAUGCAUCAGGACAUAAUAAUUAUUCCUUAAACCAAAUAGAUUUAGUUGCUCUCAGCCUAACCUUUCUUUUUUACUCCUCAUAAACUUAGUCCAAGUACUAUUCUGAUGUUUAUAUUUUGAAUUCUUUUAUGAUAUGACUGCAAAAUAUGGCAUUAACCAAUUGUAAAGAAAUUAUUUGUCAACCAGUUUUUGGCCUGAUUAUCAACAGUUACUCCGAAUAUUAUGAUGUUUUGUUUUUUUAUUUUUAUUUUUUUUUUUUUUAGAAUUGUCUUUUGUUGGGUUGUGCGCUCCUUUCUGUAGAAACCUGAAUAAAAUAUGAUUUUCUUUAGAUAACUUUUAUGAAGUACAAUAUGUAGAUAGGACAAAAUCAUAUUAUUUAUAUUAGCUGUUGUCAUAUCAAAAUCAACCUCUCCAUUGUUUUCAUGUCAUUGUCAUCACAAACAACAGAACAGUUCAAUGUUUGAAAACACUUACACAUUCUUAUAUAAGUACUUGGCACUUUAAAUUUUUAAAGUUAAAAAAAAUUUGAAAAGGCACAUCCAAUACUGUAAACAAGCAAAUACCUAGUAUAUACAUUCUUAUUGGAUAUCCAGAGUUCACAUAGUGAGUUCAUUUAUGGUUUUAUAAUAUUGUUGAACCACUGACCGUGGUAAUGAGCUUUUUAAAUUACAUUGUACUGAUUAUAUUCAUGUAAUAUCUGAUUGAUGAAGGAGUUUUUUCACUCUUAAACUAGCCAUUGCAGUAAACCAAGUUUAAAUGUGAUACUGCCCUGUGCUGUGAUCUUAGAAGAAAAGGACUUGAAAAGUCUAUAUAUUUGUUGUUGAUCAUUGUUUAUGCACAUGUAGAUUGCUGUAGAAACUGGCAUUGACACAAGGCUGUGAUGAUUCAGCUCUACUGUGUAUACAUAGUUUAUUCUAAGUAUUCUGCCAAAUUCCAAGGGACGGUUAUAGCGUUUGAAUAAGUUAAAUUGCUAUUAGAUUUAGUCUCAUACCGCAUGUAUAUUUUGAUAAUGUACAUUGGCAGAUUGUUAAUGCUAGGUGUAGUGGUACUUUGGAUAGACUGUAAAUGUUAUUGAUAUGUAAAUUUAAAUAAGACUUUUAAACCAUUGAAUCGACUUUAAUAUUUGGUUAUACAUGUUUGGUUUUACUAUGUUUCAGUGUAUUUAUCAACACUGGUGAAGUUGUGACUCAGAAUGUAUUACCUCAUGUCAUCAUCAUUUCAAAUAUGUGUAGUAAUGUGUGAUUGAAAAACAAGUUGUGUGAAUGUGAAUUUGUUAUUUCUCCGAUUACCUGAAGAGAGAAAAAAUCAAGUAUUUCUUUUCAGAUGAAGUAGACACUUCAGAUUAUGGCAUGUAGCAAGAAAUAUGCAAUCUGAUUGGGCUAUAUCUAUAAAGCUGUGAGUUCACUACAGUCCAUAGAAUAAGUUUGUUUACCCCCAGCUUAUUUUGCAUGCAAAUUCGAUUGAUUGCGAAAUCACUCUGCAGCUGCAUGUAGACCAUUCAAUUUUGUAAAAAUGAAUAGACGAAAAAUUUUGAUUUGUUGGUAUGGUUUAAGCAGAUACUGCAUGAGAAUACAGUCAUGAAUUCCAAGGAUACACACAACAUUUCCCCAGUUUACAUCAUAAAUUCAUGGCAAUACAUAGAAGUUUUGAGGAUGGUCAUUAUCAUGGUUGACUUCCUUAGAGACAAAUAUAUCUUGUCCUUUUGAAUAUUAUUGUCUGGCUCAAGAAGCUGCAUACUGAGGAAUCAUUUAAAUUCAUGGGGGCCAAUUUUUUGUGGAUUACCAAGAUUUUACAGUUUUGUGGGGUAUCCACAAAAAUUGAGCCUUUACAAAAUUUAAUGAUGACAAUUUCCAGCUCUUUAGUGAAAAAAAAAGUGUCCAGUGACUGUAUGCUAAACUGUAUUGCAGUAAGUGGGUUAAAUUUUAAUGAUGUUAUUUUAAAUACCCUCCACUUUACAUCUCUAACAGUUUUCUCUGGCAUAAUUGUGAUACUAUACGUUGAAUUUAAAAGUUGUUGGUCAAAAUUACCUCUGAUAUUAUCUCUAAUCAGAAUGGUUUGUUUGAUUGUUUUAAAUUUAUGGGGGUUUUUUGUACAAGUAUUAUUUUUAAAGGCUAUCAUAGUACUGCUACUAUGUUUUUAGAAAAGAAUUAAGCCAUGCAGCCCUUCAAUGUAGCUUUAGAGAGGUAAAUUUACAGUGAGAAAAUGUCAUUAAAGUUUGUAUUCAGUAUACAUAAAUCUUUUCUUUUUUCAAAAAAAGUUAAUUGCAUUUGAACUUAGAACUUUUGCAAUAGAGUUUGAUGAAGUUCAACAGUUUGCAGAAAUUUAAACCUUCUUUAAUACAAUUUCGUAAAAAGCAAUAAAUGAUGCACAUGUUUCACCUAGACCGCCUCAUUUAUCUUCUUGCAUUGCACAUUCUGAAGUUUUUCUCCAAGAUAUUUUGGAGGAAUUGUUUUAUUGAUGGACUUCAUAAAUUGUGACAUCGGGUAAAAAGAUUUUUCUUGCAUUUAUUGAAGAUGCAUUCACUCCAUGUGUUCUGUCAUAGUCAUGUAUUCAUUUUUUUCAUGUAUUCAUUUUUCCUAUUAGUUGCUUUAAAUCAAAUUCUUUUGUAACAUAAUGAAUGUGUUAUAUAAUUGAUUUCUACGUGAAAUAAAAUAAAAAACAUGUUGUGUUUCAUAUGGAUGCGAAAUUAGAUUUAAAUGUGUAAAAAGGCCUUUCUUUGACAGAUCGUUUUAUAUUGUUACACUAUGUGGCAAACAAUAGUUAUAAAUGUUGUGCAAGUUUUUCAUUGUCAGGAGGAGUUACUUCCCUUAUAAAAAUAAUGUAGAGAUAUAGUGAGUUAGUUACCAAGAAAUUAUGUUAAAAUACAAUAAAAAAGCUGGACACUGGCAAAAUAA